Phaeodactylum tricornutum CCAP 1055/1 is the source of this 537-nucleotide messenger RNA. RefSeq lists its product with no specific name. Lineage: Eukaryota; Bacillariophyta; Bacillariophyceae; Surirellales; Neidiaceae. The transcript has a single exon. The record is from RefSeq and is a predicted model, not a curated record. Gene Ontology annotation, molecular function: serine-type endopeptidase activity. Gene Ontology annotation, cellular component: membrane. The annotation marks the transcript as partial.
GAAGACGUCAAGACCUACUUCAUCAGUCUAUUCCUUGCGCUACUGCUUCGAUUUACAAUAAUCGAACCCAGAUUUAUCCCCAGCCUUUCCAUGUACCCCACCUUUGAGGUCGGUGACCAACUCGCAGUGGAAAAGGUUACCAAGCGAAUCAAACCGUUCUACCGCACCGAGGUCGUCGUCUUUCAACCCCCGCAAGCCUUCCGAGACAUUGUGGAAAAUCAAUACGGAGACAAGUCCAAAGGUAAGGAGGCUUUGAUCAAGCGCAUUGUUGCAGUUGAGGGCGACAAAGUUGAAAUCAAAAAUGGCAAGCUGCUUAUUAAUGAUAUUGAGCAAGAAGAAGCCUACACGGCCGAAGAUGCCCAGUACGCGUUCGGUCCAGUGCGUGUACCUCCCGAAAAUGUGCUUGUGCUGGGAGACAAUCGCAACCACAGUCUAGACGGACAUAUUUGGGGAUUUUUGCCCACCAAAAAUGUGAUUGGGCGCGCUGUCUUUGUCUACUGGCCACCGUGGAGAGUCGGGAACGGCGGCAUGUUUUAA